AUGCUAAAGAACCUGGGGUUCACUCCUGUGCUCCCCCCCGACAUGAAGGCCAAGCUCACGCUGGUCUUCAAAAGACUAGACAGACACGUGGUUAACGAACCUGAGUCAGCAAUUGCCGACGAGAUCAUGGCAGCUCAAACUAAUGAAGAUCCCCCAGAUCUCCCAACCACCCCAGUGACAACUCCUAAGCCUGACGCCUCAGUUAGGCCAAAGGAACCAAAGCAGCCACCAGCAGACCCUCCCAUGGAGGUCCGCCAGACCUUCCCGGACCCAUCACCACAAACCCCCCCCAGGGAAGUCCGCCAUACCUCCCCGGACCCACCACCACCAUCUCCGGUUGCCUUCCUUCUUGGAAAAUCCCGGGUCCUGCUUAAUUCUGCAGCUGGGGAAAACCCCUCCCAAAUUCAGAAUUAUGAGUUCUACCCGCUCGCUUACUCGCAGCUUUUGAAACAACAAACUCGAAUUUUCGUCUCUGAAGAGCCUUCAGACACGGCGCCGGACAAAGGAGCCCCUCCGGUAGAAGCAAUGUCUGCCCCAGAAGAUUUUAGCCUCUGCGACGUCCUUUGUACAGGGUCUUCACCAUCACCGGCUCGCCAGCAUCUCCAUUACAAGAUAAUGAAGGGGACAGUGUGGCCCUUGAUGACAUGA
Messenger RNA from Penaeus monodon (black tiger shrimp), 648 nucleotides. Its product is annotated as proteoglycan 4-like. Lineage: Eukaryota; Metazoa; Arthropoda; Malacostraca; Decapoda; Penaeidae. The coding region runs from base 1 to 648 and encodes 215 amino acids. The record is from RefSeq and is a predicted model, not a curated record. The transcript is spliced from 5 exons.